UGUGGCAUAGCAGCUAUGCAGCUUGAAAUCCAAGUAGCACUGAAUUUUAUUAUUUCAUAUUUGUACAAUAAGCUUCCCAGGAGACGUGUCAACAUUUUUGGUGAAGAGCUUGAAAGACUUCUUAAGAAGAAAUAUGAAGGGCACUGGUAUCCUGAAAAGCCUUACAAAGGAUCAGGGUUUAGAUGUAUACAUGUAGGGGAGAAAGUGGAUCCAGUGAUUGAACAAGCAUCCAAAGAGAGUGGUUUGGAUAUUGACGAUGUUCGUAGCAAUCUGCCAGAGGAUCUUAGUGUUUGGAUCGACCCAUUUGAGGUUUCCUACCAAAUUGGUGAAAAGGGACCAGUGAAGGUGCUUUAUGUGGAUGAUAAUAAUGAAAAUGGAUGUGAGUUGGAUAAGGAAAUCAAAAACAGCUUUAACCCAGAGGCCCAGGUUUUUAUGCCCAUAAAUGACCCAGCCUCUUCAGUGUCCAGCUCUCCAUCGCCUCCCUUUGGACACUCUGCUGCUGUAAGCCCUACCUUCAUGCCCCGGUCCACUCAGCCUUUAACCUUUACCACUGCCACUUUUGCUGCCACCAAGUUCGGCUCUACCAAAAUGAAGAAUAGUGGCCGGAGCAACAAGGUUGCGCGUACUUCUCCUAUCAACCUCGGCCUGAAUGUGAAUGACCUCUUGAAGCAGAAAGCCAUCUCUUCCUCAAUGCACUCUCUGUACGGGCUGGGCCUGGGUAGCCAGCAGCAGCCACAGCAGCAGCAGCAACCAUCCCAGCCGCUGCCGCCACCACAGCAGCAGCAACAGCAGAAAACCUCUGCUCUUUCUCCUAAUGCCAAGGAAUUUAUUUUUCCUAAUAUUCAGGGUCAAGGUGGCAGUACUAAUGGAAUGUUCCCAGGUGACAGCCCCCUUAUUCAGUACAGUAAUGCCUUUGAUGUACUUGAGGCCUAUGGUGACCUCAACGAGAAGUCUUUUGUAGGUGGCUUAAAUUGCUUAAAUAACGUACAGUAUUCUAACCAGCAAUUCCAGCCUGUUAUGGCUAACUAAGAAAACAAAAAAGUG
This is a messenger RNA of Ictidomys tridecemlineatus (thirteen-lined ground squirrel), 1044 nucleotides long. The record is from RefSeq and is a predicted model, not a curated record. NCBI's taxonomy places the organism in Eukaryota, Metazoa, Chordata, Mammalia, Rodentia, Sciuridae.